This is a messenger RNA of Astyanax mexicanus (Mexican tetra), 2150 nucleotides long. RefSeq names its product methionine sulfoxide reductase B1a (gene msrb1a). Gene Ontology annotation, molecular function: peptide-methionine (R)-S-oxide reductase activity. The transcript is spliced from 4 exons. NCBI's taxonomy places the organism in Eukaryota, Metazoa, Chordata, Actinopteri, Characiformes, Acestrorhamphidae. The record is from RefSeq and is a predicted model, not a curated record.
AAGUCUUAAAUUAGACUCUAACCGGAGAAGAAACCGGCGAGGCGUUUUAUAAUUCCAGAAAGUUCCACUCCGGCUCCAGCGGCUCUGCAGCAGCAGCAGCCAUGUCCUUCUGCUCGUUUUCCGGAGGAGAGAUCUUCAGAGAUCACUUUGAAGCCGGUAAAUAUGUGUGUGCAAAGUGUGGCUACGAACUUUUCUCAAGCAAGACUAAAUACGAGCACUCCACCCCCUGGCCCGCCUUCACCGAGCCCAUCCACGAGGACAGCAUCUCCAAAGUGGAGGAGAGAUGGGGAGCAUACAAGGUCAGUUGUGGAAAGUGUGGUAAUGGCCUGGGUCACGAGUUUGUAAACGAUGGACCCAAACAUGGAGUCUCCCGAUUUUGAAUAUUCAGCAGCUCACUCAAGUUCAUCCCUAAAGAGAAGGGCGGACAGUAGAGUGAGCUGGUGAAUGAAGAGGAGAGGAUGGGUCAGGAUCUGUGGAGUGGCGCUGUUCUGGGACCGGGGUAGACGUUCCAUGAAGUGUUGUGUGAUAAAGCCCACAGUGGACGUUCAGAACGCUGAAGCUCGCGGCUUCCCUGGUGAACAUGGACAAGUCUGCUCCAGACUAUCGUUUGCUGUGUAUUCAUGUCUUCCUAAUCUGGAUAAGUUAAUAAUUACUGUAUGUAGGAUUUUUAAUAUGUGAUAUUGCUGUGAGGAUUUAAUGGCAUUCAGUCAUGAGAGCAUUUGAGAGGUCCUAAUGUAGUGAUAACUGAUGAUUACUUCUAGUGGCAUGGUCAAAAUUAGGUACUGUACACAGUUAAGCAAAAAAAAUUAAAUGAUCUCAGUCAGAUAAUUUUAAACCAGGGGUGUCCAAACUACGGGCCGCUGUUUUUAUAAUGUGAGAUUCAAAGUUUGAACGCUGGGUAUCAGAAACGAGACAACGAGUCUAAAGGCGGAAAGGUUGCGCAUUUCUAGCGCAGAAAAACGGGCCAAAGAGUCUAAAAGCGGAGAGGAUGUGCAUUUCUAGAGCAGAAAAACGGGGCAAAAGAGUCUAAAAGCGGAGAGGUUGCGCAUUUCUAGCGCAGAAAAACGGGGCAAAAGAGUCUAAAAGCGGAGAAAGUGCACAUUUCUAGCGCAGAUAAAUGGGGCAAAAGAGUCUAAAAGCGGAGAGAGUGCGCAUUUUUUGCGCAGAAAAACGGGGAAAAUAGUCUAAAAGCGGAGAGGGUGUGCAUUUCUAGCGCAGAAAAACGGGCCAAAGAGUCUAAAAGUUGCCGUAAUUAAGUAGUUUAAUAUUAAGAGACCUCAUGAAAUUAAACAUCAAUUUGAAAAAUCUUAGUUUACACAACACUGUCAAAGAUAAAGAUAGUUAGUCAAGUAAAAUGGUGUGUAAAUGAAAGUAAUCAGGAAAAAUGUACUAUUUGAAGUGGUAUAUUUCAUUAUUUGUUUUAUUACAGAGUCUGUGGCCCAGGACUUCAAAUAUAUUUCUGCUUCUGGCCCCCAACAACAAAAAGUUUGGACACCCCUGCUUUAAACCAUAUCAGCAAUAAUGUAUUAUUUAUAAAAAGAACCCUAAGAGAUUUAAGCAUUUAGAUACCUUAGACCUCAAUUAGCCUGUUAGGGUUAUGGCCUGUUCACAAUAAUCAUUAGCAUAUUUCAAAGCUCUAUAAACACUCAGGUUCCUGUAUCCUUGUUCCAAGAAACAGCAGCUGUGAGUUCCUCUAAGCAGCUGAACAUGAAUAAACCCACAAAGCAAUAGAAGCCUAUAAGAAGAUAAUAAAGCACUGAAGCUCAUGGCUUCCCUGGUGAACUGGUGAAGUUUGCUCCAGACAAUCAUUUGCUGUCUGUAAAUCCAGUCUUAAAUUUACUAAUGAUUAAACUAUGUAUGCCUUCCUUAUCUAGAUGGGUCACUGAUUAGCAUUUGUAGUUUAUUUUUAUGUGAGAUGUUGGCAGGGGUGCCAAUAAAUAUGCAAAUCACUUUAUAUCUUUAUAUCAAUACUGGACAAACUGUCAAACCUGAAUAAAAAGCUUGUUUGAAACUAAAAGGAAGAGAAAAACGCUGCUUUUGCUAAGAUUGCGUUUUUGCACCAUUUUUUUUCAAGUUUGAAUGAAAAUGAAAAUAUUCACCAUUUGUAUGAAUAUAAAGCUCAAACAAUAAAAGUUGUACUAUUUUACAAA